UGUGCGUUAACGUUUUUUUUUUUAGUUUGGUCAAUUUAUCUUGGAAUAAGACAAAUCAUUGUACAUUUUAUACUGAUAUGACUAACACUGAGGAAGACAACUUCCAAAAGGAAGACAGUGGAUCAAUUAGUAUAGGUUCGCCGGGGCGUAGAUGCAGCAGUACUGACUCCAUUGCCUGUCGUAUCUGUCAAAGCGCUACAGAGAAAUCCCGUUUAAUCACACCUUGUUUAUGCAAAGGAACGCUUCGCUACGUACAUCGUGAAUGUCUCGAGCACUGGUUGAGCCGGUCCGGACUGACACACUGCGAGCUAUGUCUGCAUAGGUACCAAACGUACACAGCGCUAAGGUAUAACUGUUUGGAAUCACUAUGCAUAUGGUAUCGUCAUCCGAAUAACCGCGGGUUGCUGCUGUCUGACGCACUGAUUUACAUCGUACUCUCGUUCAUCUGCUUCAUCCUGACAAUGAUCUGCCUUCUGGUGCUGCGCUUCCAGACUCACCACGGUAGCACCCUCCAGGAAACGCUCACAUCGACUGCCAUCAUUUGCUUCCUGUUGCUAGUGCUGAUUGUGUAUCUGACCAACAUCAUCGUUCUGGCCAAGGAUCACAUCAUUCCAUGGUACAGAUGGUGGAGGUCUUCCAGAAGAGUUCGACUGUCGAAUAUUUCUUUGGAGGCCCCGACCAGUGUCAGUGCCGAGGCGGUUGUAUAAAUCAAGAUUCCAUAUGGUCAAAUGAAAAUCAGUGAAGAAAAGUGCCAAAAAUCGAUGUACUUCAUCUGCCCAGAAGUUGAUUAAUUGCAAAAAUAAUAUUAACGAUAAUUUGCAAAUGUUUUUGUAAUUUAUAGUGGGCAACGAACUACUUCUAUUUAUUUAUAAUGAUACCAUUGAGAGAUUAAUCUUCUUCACACAUAAUUUUACCAUACAAUCAGAUUUUUUUACGCGGGACCUCGUAAAAAAAACCACAUUAAUUCGAAAAUCCGCGUAAAAACACGGCCCUGUUGCAUAAUCAGCCUCAUAAUAUUAGUUACAACAGGA
This is a messenger RNA of Toxorhynchites rutilus septentrionalis, 1031 nucleotides long. Its product is annotated as E3 ubiquitin-protein ligase MARCHF3. NCBI's taxonomy places the organism in Eukaryota, Metazoa, Arthropoda, Insecta, Diptera, Culicidae. The record is from RefSeq and is a predicted model, not a curated record. The transcript is spliced from 6 exons. Gene Ontology annotation, biological process: protein ubiquitination. The coding region runs from base 78 to 707 and encodes 209 amino acids. Gene Ontology annotation, molecular function: zinc ion binding; ubiquitin-protein transferase activity.